CACGCAUCGCUCCGCCAGGCUGUUCCUAAAAAACCUCGGUUAGCGGUUGAGGCAAAGGGCGGGCGCGGGCGCGUUUGGACCAUGGAGUCCUGGCGACUGCUGCCCGCGCUGCUCUGGCUCCUCGGCGCGUCCUUCUGCGUCGCCGGCACCGGCGCCUUCGAGCUCACCCUCCUGCACACCAACGACGUCCACGCGCGCGUCGAGCAGACCAGCAAGGACUCGGGCAAAUGCGCCGGGCAGGACUGCUACGGCGGCGUGGCGCGCAGGGCCACCCAGAUCCGCCGGAUCCGCGCCACGCACCCCAACGUGCUGCUCCUCGACGCCGGCGACCAAUACCAAGGCACCGUCUGGUUCAGCUACUUCAAGGGCUGGGAGGUGGUGCAGUUCAUGAACCUUCUCGGCUACGACGCCAUGACAUUGGGGAAUCAUGAAUUUGAUAACGGCGUUGAUGGAUUAUUGGAUCCACUGCUCAAAAAUGUAAAUUUCUCUGUUGUAAGUGCAAACAUUAAAGCAAACAAGCGCCUAGCAAGCCGCAUCUCCGGGUAUGUUCUUCCUUAUAAAAUUAUAAAAGUUGGCUCAGAAAGUGUAGGAAUUGUUGGCUAUACCACAAAGGAGACACCUGUUCUUUCAAAUCCAGGGCAGGAUUUAUUCUUUGAAGAUGAAAUUGCAGCAUUGCAGCCACAUGUAGACAAACUUAUUACUUUGGGAGUCAACAAAAUUAUUGCACUCGGCCACUCUGGUUUUACUGUGGACAAGAGCAUCGCUCAAAAAGUGAAAGGUGUGGAUGUUGUGAUUGGAGGGCAUACAAACACAUUCCUUUAUACAGGCACCCCACCUUCAAAUGAUAUACCAGCUGAUGAAUAUCCAUUCAUGGUGAAGUCAGAUGAUGGGCGCCAAGUACCCGUUGUUCAAGCUUACGCCUUUGGGAAAUACCUUGGUUAUUUGAAUGUUACAUUUGAUGAUAAAGGAAAUGUAAUCAGAGCGGCUGGAAACCCUAUCCUACUAGACAGCAGCAUCCCCGAAGAUUUGACUGUGAAAGAAAAAGUUGAAGAAAUGAAGAUUCAUCUACAGAAUUUUUCUUCCAGGGAAAUAGGGAAAACUAUUGUUUAUCUAAAUGGUACCAGUCAAGCAUGCCGAUUUCAAGAAUGCAACAUGGGAAAUUUGAUUUGUGAUGCUGUGGUUUACAAUAACCUGAGACAUCCAGAUGAUAAUCAGUGGAAUCAUGUUUCGAUGUGCAUUAUGAACGGUGGUGGAAUUCGGGGACCCAUUGAUGAACAAAGCAAUAAUGGUACUAUAACCUUGGAAGAGCUGCUCUCUGUCUUGCCUUUUGGAGGAACUUUCGACUUGCUUCAGAUCAAAGGUUCAUCUCUGAAAGCAGCUUUUGAGCACAGUGUUCACAGACAUGGGCAAGGAUCAGGUGAACUGCUACAGGUCUCAGGUAUACAUGUGGUAUAUGACCUCUCCCGAAGUCCAGGAAGCAGAGUGGUCAGCUUAAACGUUCUUUGCACAGAAUGUAGAGUGCCAGUCUAUGUACCACUCCAGAUGGAAAAAACGUAUAAAGUGCUUUUACCUUCUUUCCUUGCUGGAGGAGGAGAUGGAUUUCACAUGCUAAUAGGAAGCUCAAAUAACCACAGUAGCGGUGACCUUGAUGUUGCCGUUAUUUCCAAUUAUAUCACCAGAAUGGGAAGGGUAUUUCCAGCAGUUGAUGGUCGUGUGAUGUUUUCGGCUGGAAUUGAACUCCAAGGACAUCUUUCUUUGAUUUUUGGAUUAUUUGUGUCACUUCUAUACUUCAUUGUUUAAUGUUCAUUUGCUGUGGGGACAUUGGACUUCUCCCACCUUCUAGCAACCACGUACACAGUUCAAAGCAUCAGCUAUUUCAAGGAUUCUCAUAGGCAAGUAUGCAAACUAUUAUUGGAGUAAGCUGGAAUGUGUUAAUAUUGAUUAAAUAUUUGGUAUGUGUAACGUUUCAACCAUGUACAUAAUUCAUGUUUAUAAUAAAUAUGUAUAUAUGCCUUA
Elgaria multicarinata webbii is the source of this 2016-nucleotide messenger RNA. It is a transcript of the gene NT5E, whose product is annotated as 5'-nucleotidase ecto. The transcript has 9 exons. Lineage: Eukaryota; Metazoa; Chordata; Lepidosauria; Squamata; Anguidae. The record is from RefSeq and is a predicted model, not a curated record. Gene Ontology annotation, molecular function: 5'-nucleotidase activity; nucleotide binding; metal ion binding. The coding region runs from base 82 to 1800 and encodes 572 amino acids. Gene Ontology annotation, biological process: AMP catabolic process. Gene Ontology annotation, cellular component: plasma membrane.